Chelonoidis abingdonii (Abingdon island giant tortoise) is the source of this 1073-nucleotide messenger RNA. RefSeq names its product limb and CNS expressed 1 (gene LIX1). Gene Ontology annotation, cellular component: cytoplasm. The record is from RefSeq and is a predicted model, not a curated record. NCBI's taxonomy places the organism in Eukaryota, Metazoa, Chordata, Testudines, Testudinidae. Gene Ontology annotation, biological process: autophagosome maturation.
AGCUAAUUAGCUCAGCAUAUAACAAAGAUAAGUGAGCCAGGGAGAAGGACCCCCGGAAGGGUCUUUUGAUUCUGGGUAAUGUCUGAUUGGCAGAUGUUAAAAGAGAAGCGUUAGUAAUCCAGAGCAUCAAUGAACUGCACAAAGUCAGUACAGGACUGGAAUAAUUCAGGCAUGAGGAUACUUUGUGGGUACACUCUGGAAAAGCAGAACCAGGAUGGACAGAACCUUGGAGUCUCUGCAAUAUUUAAUUGCCCAAGUACUGCCUCAUAGAGACCCUGCCCUUGUAUUUAAAGACUUGAAUAUCGUAGCAAUGCUGCAGGAAUUCUGGGAGAACAAACAGAAACAGAGAGCUGUAUUUCCAAGUGAAGGCACAGUAGUGUAUGAGUCGUUAAACUCUCCUGGUCCUCCAUUUGUCAGUUUUGUCACCCUACCUGGAGGAAGCUGUUUUGGCAACUUUCAGUGCUGCUUAAGCAGAGCAGAGGCAAGACGAGAUGCUGCAAAAGUGGCUCUAAUCAACUCUCUGUUCAAUGAAUUGCCCUGUCGCAAGAUCACAAAGGAAUUCAUUAUGGAAAGUGUUCAGGAAGCUGUUUCCUCAACCAGUGGUACUUCAAGUGAUGCUGAUGACCCAAGCACAAGCAUCGGGGCUUAUCAUUAUAUGUUGGAGUCAAACAUGGGGAAAACUAUGUUAGAAUUUCAGGAGCUGAUGAUAGUCUUUCAGCUGCUGCAUUGGAAUGGAAGCCUUAAAGCCCUACGUGAAACAAAGUGCUCCCGUCAGGAAGUAAUUUCCUAUUAUUCCCAGUAUUCCUUAGAUGAAAGGAUGAGAAGUCAUAUGGCCCUGGACUGGAUUAUGAAGGAGCAAGACUCUCCAGGAAUUAUUUCCCAAGAGUUACAAGUGGCACUGCGAGAGCUGGAGGAAGCCAGGAAAGCUGGACAAGAAUUGCGGUUUUACAAAGAAAAGAAGGAAAUACUGAGUUUAGCACUAAGCCAGAUCUACAGCGACCAAGUUACCUCAUCCUCAACUGAUGAUCAAAUGGGCCUGACCCUAAGUGGCUAUCACUAGCACAACCCUGCUG